UCAAGCCGGAAGUUGGAGCGAAGUUUAGGGCUCGGAUGUUCCUUUAUCCCGUGUGCGUUAUUAAACCGGUUUAUAUCAGUGUGUUUCUGAUUAAAUGUGCAUUUUAGGGUUAUUCCGAGGUUAUUUGCAGCUCUGAGAGAUAACCAUGUUCGCUGCUGAUGAUGAAGACGGAGACUUUAUGUCUCCUACAGGAGGGGCCAAAUUAGCUUCCCUGUUCGGCUUGGACCAGACAGGCAGCCAGGCCAACGAGUCGUUCCAGUACACGGCCCCUAAACAGCCUCGUAAGAGCUCAGGUUGGUGCUCGGGUGGAGGCUCUGAGGACCUGAACGAUGGCCCACCUGCUCAGAAAGCCGCGCCUCCUCCCGGGUCGCCAGCUGUGCUCUUCGCCACCGCCGUUCACGCUUACAGAUAUGUUAAUGGACAGUAUAUGAAGCAAGGCAAGCUGGGAGCUGCGGUGUUAGGAAACCACCCCGACAAAGAGUAUAAGCUCCUGCUGUAUGCCAGCCAACAGAAACCAGUGACAGCAGCCAGGAUCCACUCGGGCUUCUACUUCACUGUCCAGCCCAGCAAUUACUGCACUUUUUAUGAUGACCAGAGGCAGAACUGGUCUCUUAUGUUCGAGUCGGAGAAAGUAGCCACAGAUUUCUGCAAAGAGGUGUGUCUGGCUAAAGCGAACUGCGCUUCUCCUCUGGAGGUGCCGGUGACUCAGGACCUGGUUCCCGGGGAGGGUCAGGGUGUAGAGAACGGAGACUCUCUGGAGGUCGCCUACACCGGAUGGUUGCUGCAGAACCGCACCAUCGGCCAGAUGUUUGACUCUAAUGUAAAUAAGGACAAGCUUCUGAGGAUUAAGCUCGGUUCUGGAAAAGUCAUUAAGGGCUGGGAGGAGGGCAUGCUGAACAUGCGUAAAGGAGGACGCCGUCUCCUCGUGAUUCCCCCGGCUCUGGCCUACGGUUCGCAGGGUGUCCCGGGCCGAGUCCCUCCUGACAGCACUUUGGUGUUCGAGGCGGAGAUUCGUCGGGUGAAAUUUGCUAAGGACACCGGCUCUGAAAGGACCUCCGUGAGCUCCAGGGACACUGCGGUCCCCUCUCCUGCCCCCAGCGUGGAGAGUCUGGGGCCAGAUCUCACUUCAGCAGCCAGUAGAGCAGGUGAACCACCACUAAGAGCCAAGUCCAACUCGCUGAGUGAGCAACUAGCAAAUCCAGAUGCCACCAAAGCCAAGCUCAUCUCGCGCAUGGCCAAGAUGGGUCAGCCCAUGCUGCCCUUCCUCGCAGGUCCGGCAUCCUCACCCUCACAAGCCGAGUCCAGCGACUCUGAACUGGAGGACCCGAGUGCGUCCCGAUUGAAAGAGCGUCCUCCUGUACCGUCUCCUCAGCCAGUACAUCUCACACCUGGUCCUUCUGCCUCACUCCAGGCAACAUCUUUGAUGCCUGUUUCCAUGGCAACGGCUAGUCCCCAGCCCAUGAUGUCUGUGGCAGGUCAUGGCUUCCAGCCGUACUCUUACUCUCAGGCCACUACGGCUUCCUCUCACCUACAACCGGUGGGACAGAUUUACCCCUCACAGACCGUCCCUUACCAAGGAAGCGGUGAUGUCACUUCCUUUCUGAUGACGGAGGCCCGGCAACACAACACCGAGAUCCGAUUGGCCGUCAGCAAAGUGGGCGAUAAAGUGGACCAGUUAGCUGCCAAGGUGGAGGAGCUGCACAGGCAGGGCGGGGGGCUCCCUCUGGGCCUGUCCAACGUCUCCAUGGAUACCACCAUGAUCAUGAACACCAUCCAGCGUAUCAUCCAGGAAAACGAGUGCCUGAAGAAAGAAGUGUUUGAGAAGAGCUCGCGCAUUGAAGAGCAGAACCGCAAGAUCGGAGAACUCAUCAACCAGAACCAGAGGUGCAUGGAGCAGAGUAAUAUACUGAUGGAGCAGCGGAACGAUUCUCUGAAAAACACAAGUGAGCAGAACCAAGCCCGGAUCCUCCAGGCAGAACAGGAUAAGGCGAGGUUGACGGAUGAGCUAGCCAGCUCGACAGCGCGGGUGUCGGAGCUGCAGUUGGAGCUGACCGCACAGCGUCAGAAAGCGGCGGCGCUGCAGUCGAGCCUGAGCGCCGCCCUGCAGGAGGCACAGCAGCACAACGCACAGCUCGCGGCUACAGAGAACCAGCUGCAGGAGAUGAAGGAGACGGCAGAGCGGGCGCAGGCGCAGUACAGAGCCGAGAAGCAGAAGCGGAAGGAGCUGGAGCUGAAGCUGAGCAACCUGGACGAGGAGCUGCAGGACGUGAAGAGCGAGAAAGAGAGUGUGGAGCGAACUUUGUCAGACAGGAAGAGGAAGUGGCAGGCGGAGAGGCAGCGCUGUGAUGAGGAGCUGGAGGAGGUGAGGAAGACCAGUCAGGUGGAGAUGGACCAACUGCGGAGUCAGCUGAGAAAAGCCCGGACCAACACAGACCAGGCAGCUGCUGAGCAGUUAUCACAGCUGCAGGCAGAUGUGGAGCGUGAGUGGAAGGCGAAGUGUGAGCGAGCUCUGGCCUCAGCACGAGAACAACAGCACAGAGACGUGACUGAACUCACAGAGCAGAGAGACACACUGCAGCUCAAACUCACACAGCUACAGGACAAGUUCUCUGCUAUGAAGCAGUCCAAAGAGCAGGAGGAGCAACGGUUACUACGGCAACAAGACCAGGGGGAGGAGCUUCAGGCCCUUAGAGAUAAGUGUUAUGUGUUGGAGAAGAGGGCGGAGUCACUGAGACAGCAGGGGGAGGAGCGAGUUUCGGAGCUGGAGAGGAGACUGGCCGAGCAGAAGGGGCAAACAGACACUACAGGAGAGGUGAAGCGUGUGAUGAACGGAGUGUUCCAGUCUUUACGGGGCGAAUUCGAGCUCCAUGAGACGUACACCGGCAGUGUGGUACUGGGCAUACUGGUCAACACCAUUAAGAACGUUACCCUGCAGCUGCUCUCGAAAUCUGAACCGUCCCUGAGCGAGAUUAACAAGAAAGAGGAGGAGGAAGAGGAUGAAGAGGAGGAAGAGGAGGACAGGAGAAGUGAAACGCAGUCUGAGGAGCAGGAAAACCAGGCACAGGAGUUAGACCUGAAUGGGAAGAAAGAAGACGUGGAAGAGGAGGAGGAAGAUGGCCAAGAGCAACUGACAGAGGAGAAGAGGAAUGAAUCAGAGACUGUGGAAGAGGACAAGAAGGAAGAGAAGGGUGGACAGGAAGUUGUCAAAAGUAUAGAGAAAGAAAAGGGUGGACAGGAAGUUGUUAGCGGUAAAGAAGAAGAGAAGGAUGGACAGGAAGUCAUCAGAAGUCAAGAGGAAGUAAAGGUUGGACAUGAAGUUGUCAAAAGUAUAGAAAAAGAAAAGGGUGGACAGGAAGUUGUUAGCGGUAAAGAAGAAAAGAAGGAUGGACAGGAAGUCAUCAGAGGUAAAGUGGAAGAGACGUGUGGACAGGAAGUCAUCAGAGGUAAAGAAGAAGAGACGUGUGGACAGGAAGUCAUCAGAGGUAAAGAGGAAGAGAAGGAUGGACAGGAAGUCAUCAGAGGUAAAGUGGAAGAGACGUGUAGACAGGAAGUGGAAGGUGCUAAAGAGGAAGUGAAGGAGACAGGAAAGGAAUCGGAUCGCCUUAAAGCAGAGGAGCUUGUCCAGCAACCUAACAUCACGACCCUCCCUCAGGUACAGAAUGAUGUGAUUCCCAAACAGGAAGUGAUCACAGGUCCACUGGGUGAGGUCACACCCGAAGAGGAAGCGGUGGCUGAGACUGAGAGCACUUUGCGUGUGUUGGAUGAAUCGGAAGCGGAUGACGCCAUUCACACUGGACCCCCAAAGAACCCGCCACCACCCCCAAACCCCGCCGAAGAGGACGGAGCCGAAACAGCGGCGCAGCCCAGCAGUCCGUCUAAGAGGAUGGAAGAGGUGAAUUCAGAGCAGCCGUUUUUCCAGAGCCCCAUUCCGACUAAACCUCCACCACUACCAACCAGUGAGGAAGAGGAGGAAGAAGAGGAGGAAGUGAGUUUAAAAGGACGGCCCCCUCCUACAUCUCUGUUCGGGGAUGACAGCGAUGACGACGAUCUGGACUGGCUGAGCUGACCUCACCUUCAACCAAGAGCCAAACACGCCACUGCCACCUGUCUGUCACCUGGGUAACGGUUCCCAAUGAGAUGCCAUCAAGACAAAACUAAAAAGAAGAGGAAUCGGAUGUCUGAAACCCCUCCCAUUUGCCUAAACUGUUUUGUUCACAAAGGAGUGCAGCACUUCCUGGUUUUGUUCUGAUUGAGUUAGAAAAAAAGGAUUUCCAAUCACACAUUUAAACCAGAUUCAAUUUGUAGCCUGAAACGUGACCAUGAAACAAUUACACGCUUUUUAAAGACGUUUUAAUGGCCAGAACUCGAUUUGACGGUUUGGUGUACGAGGUUUAUAACGAUCAUGACAGUUGUGAACUAGCUGCUGUACGGAUGUUUCUAUUCUUUACUAACAUAAAACUAUUGUGGAUUAACGUAAUAAAAGACGAGCUGGCUAAUCUUCACACUGUGUACUCAAUUCCAUUAAAUAAAUUUCAGCAUUUUUUGAACUGGAAUGGAU
Messenger RNA from Clarias gariepinus (North African catfish), 4558 nucleotides. It is a transcript of the gene fkbp15b, whose product is annotated as FKBP prolyl isomerase family member 15b. Gene Ontology annotation, molecular function: peptidyl-prolyl cis-trans isomerase activity. NCBI's taxonomy places the organism in Eukaryota, Metazoa, Chordata, Actinopteri, Siluriformes, Clariidae. The record is from RefSeq and is a predicted model, not a curated record. The transcript has 29 exons. The coding region runs from base 146 to 4066 and encodes 1306 amino acids. Gene Ontology annotation, cellular component: growth cone.